GGGCGGUGAGCCGGUGACCCGGUGUCGCCUUUGGAUUUACAGUCAACCAACUAAUUAACCGUCCAAAUAAAGAACCAGAUGACGAGAGAGAGAGAGAGAGAGUAGUUGGAGAUAAAGAGAAACACUUGGGAGUCGGAAUUAGAUUUUCUCGCAUGUUUGGCUGGACGUGAAGCUAAGUUUGUUUAGUAACCUGAACUACCCUUUUUCUGGUUCUAAUUUCUAAUCUCCUCCCGUCGUCCGGUGUCUCUAUUCUGUCCUCACUCGCGUGCUUUCUUUUUUACUCUAGUUUUUAUCCUUCUCUCUCGACGAUCCUUCUUGCUUGCUCUAUCCGUGUGUUUCAGGCGAAUCAUACUAUGUAUUCCCGCGCAUCUCUGACGAGAUCUGCACUGUCAAUCUGCAGAGUAGCCGGAACCCAAUGGUUGAACUUGCGUCCAUUUUUUAAUCAAGCAGGAGGUUCAACUGCUGCUACUACUACUUCUUCAUCUUCAUCUUCUUCUUCUUCUUCUGUACCGGCGAGCUUGCUUACUAAGUCGACCAUUAACGAUGAUAAACGAAGGGACUUUGUUUUCAGUUUGUUCUUGAAGUCUCUUUCAGGGAUCGUUGUGGGCUCGGGUCUAGGAUUUUGGUUGUGGUCUUCUUCUGCUGCUGCUGGAAAUUCGUCAGUCUCUUUAGCUGAUUUUUCACCAACAGUGGCUUCGGAGGACAAGCGGCACCCAGAGACUUUCCAUGAUGGGGGGAAAGAGAAGAACCCCAAGUUUCUUUUUGGAGAGGCAUAUAGAAGGAAAGUUUUCUUUAACUAUGAAAAGCGCUUAAGGAUGACUGCUCCACCUGAAAAGGUUUUUGAGUACUUCGCAUCUUUCCACACUCCAGAUGGAGAGGUUUUUAUGACACCAGCGGACUUGAUGCGGGCAGUUGUUCCUGUAUUUCCUCCAUCCGAAUCAAAUCUUGUUAGAGAAGGGUUUUUGCGAGGGGAGCGAAGUCCUGGCGAGCUGCACUGUGCUCCUUCAAAAUUCUUUAUGCUUUUUGAUACUAAUAGUGAUGGACUUAUAUCUUUUGCAGAGUACAUCUUUUUAGUUACACUGCUCAGCAUCCCAGAAUCAAGCUUCUCAGUGGCAUUCAAAAUGUUUGACCUUGACAACAAUGGAGAGGUUGACAGGGAGGAGUUUAAGAAAGUCAUGGCUCUAAUGCGGGCUCACAACAGACAAGGGUCUCAUCAUAGGGAUGGACUACGAACAGGGCUCAAAAUUGGGAAGCCUGUUGAAAAUGGAGGUCUAUUGCCGAAAUUCUUCGGCAAGGAUGGAAAGUCAUGUCUCCAACAUGAAACAUUUGUCAAGUUUUUGAGGGAUUUGCAUGAUGAAAUUUUGCUUUUGGAGUUCGCACAUUAUGAUUACAAGUUACGGGGAACAAUAUCAGCAAUGGAUUUUGCCUUGUCAAUGGUUGCAUCUGCUGAUAUGAACUAUAUAAACAAAUUUCUUAAUAGGGUUGAUAAAUUGAACCAUGAACCACAACUUAGGGAUACCCGCAUUACAUUGGAGGAGUUCAAGAAUUUUGCAGAGCUACGUAAACAAUUGCAGCCAUUGUCAUUGGCAAUUUUCAGUUAUGGGAAUGUAAAUGGUUUGUUGACAAGGAAGGAUUUCCAGCGAGCUGCAUCCCAGGUAUGUGGUGUCUCUCUUUCUGACAAUGUGGUUGACAUCAUUUUUCAUGUAUUUGAUUCAAAUCGUGAUGGGAGUCUAAGUUCAGAUGAGUUUGUAAGAGUUUUACAUAGACGGGAAAGGUAUUUAGGGCAACCCAUGGAAGCAGGUGUCGUGGGAUUGUUGUCUUACUGGAUGAGAUAUGCAAGGGACUGUUCUUUUGCAGGGAUCCUUUCUUCUAUAUCUCGUUAACUGAUUCUUGACCUCAAGGCUUACUGUGAUAUUCGAAUUUAUGGCAUCAAGAUUUCGAUGACUUUGAAAUGACUGUACAGUGUGGGUGCUGGGUUUUCUCUCCAACAAAAGUUGGCCGAGGAAUUUCGAAUUUGUGAGAUUGCUUAUGGAUGACCAAAUUUACCAUUUCUUAUUCAGGAGUGUCUUGAUGGAUCAGCACACCUAGAAGAAACUUUGCUACUAACGAGGAUUUGUCAUUUGUAGUCUCUACAUUGAGUCGUGCAGUGGAAGUAUGUCUGCCCUAGAAAUCUCUUUGACUUGCAACCUGACUGUACAGUUUGACAUUUGUACAUAUUUUCCCAACCUUUAACUGUAGAAACUUGUCUAUUUCUGUAACAUUGUGAUGCCCAACACACUUCCUAAUAAAAUUCCUUUUCCUAUUUGAAAUUUUAAA
Messenger RNA from Nelumbo nucifera (sacred lotus), 2316 nucleotides. Its product is annotated as calcium uptake protein, mitochondrial-like. Gene Ontology annotation, cellular component: uniplex complex. Lineage: Eukaryota; Viridiplantae; Streptophyta; Magnoliopsida; Proteales; Nelumbonaceae. Gene Ontology annotation, biological process: mitochondrial calcium ion homeostasis; calcium import into the mitochondrion. Gene Ontology annotation, molecular function: calcium ion binding. The record is from RefSeq and is a predicted model, not a curated record.